Papilio machaon (common yellow swallowtail) is the source of this 2435-nucleotide messenger RNA. RefSeq names its product trehalase (gene Treh-2). The transcript is spliced from 15 exons. The record is from RefSeq and is a predicted model, not a curated record. NCBI's taxonomy places the organism in Eukaryota, Metazoa, Arthropoda, Insecta, Lepidoptera, Papilionidae. Gene Ontology annotation, biological process: trehalose catabolic process. The coding region runs from base 467 to 2398 and encodes 643 amino acids. Gene Ontology annotation, molecular function: alpha,alpha-trehalase activity.
CGGUACGCGUACGCGUAUUUCUAUGGAUAAAAUUCCUCAAAUUGGUUAGUUUCUCAUUUAUUUCAAUUAAAAAAUCUGUAGUAAAACGAGAAAUAAUUAAUAAAGGUUUUCAUUAACUCCGUAUUCAAUAUAAUUUGUGGUCAGUUAUAUGAAACUUGUAUCAGAGGUGUUCAUUUUGAAUUUCGAAGCCUUCUACUAGAUGCAUUUCGGCACAGGAGUGCCGUCUACCGAGGAGUUUCAACCGUCGCCAUAACGCCCAAAAUGACAAGCCAACUCUUCCGUAGGAAGCCGUUUAAAAUUCUCAACACUUUCUUGAACACGUAAAUCGAGACAAUUUAAAAAUAACAGCAAAUAAACCAAAGUUAAACUUUUGAAGUGAUUUAGUGUUAGUGAAUUUUGUUCCUCUAUUUAUUUAGUUUAAUUCGAGUGAUAUUAGUUUAAGUAAAUUUAGUGACGUGCCAUAAUAAUGGUGAAUAUGUGGUGUUUGAUCGUCGCCUCAGUGCUGAGCUUAGUGGCGGCCGACAGGGACAACCUGCCACCUACUUGUGAUAGUUUAAUCUACUGCCACGGACCGCUGCUGCAUACGGUACAGAUGGCUGGGCUCUACAACGACUCCAAGACCUUUGUCGACAUGAAGAUUAAGUUCUCUCCUAACAUCACCCUCGAACACUUUAGGAAAAUGAUGGAAAGGUUAUAUCCAAUGGAGCCAACGAAAGCUGAUAUCCAGGAAUUUGUAAACCAGAACUUCGAUCCUGAGGGUUCAGAGUUUGAAGACUGGAGGCCCACUGAUUGGAAAGAUAAUCCAGCAUUUCUGCAAAGGAUCAAAGAUCCACUUCUUCACCAGUGGGCGUCGGAUCUGAACCGGCUGUGGUUAGAGCUGGGCAGGAAAAUGAAGGAGGACGUGAAGAAGAACCAGGAUCUGUAUUCCAUCAUCUAUGUUGACAAUCCUGUUAUAGUGCCUGGCGGUCGUUUCCGUGAGUUUUACUACUGGGAUUCAUAUUGGAUAAUCCAAGGUUUACUGUUGUCUGAAAUGAGAAGCACCGCUAGAGGCAUGGUGUCUAACUUCUUAGAUAUAGUGGAUAGAAUUGGUCUUAUACCGAAUGGUGGAAGAAUUUACUAUGUUAUGAGAUCACAACCACCUCUUCUUAUACCAAUGGUUCAAUCAAUAAUGGAAGAUUCAUUUGAUAUUGACUUUCUAAAACAACAUAUACAUACAUUGGAUAAAGAAUUUGAUUUCUGGAUGAAAAACCAUACAGUGGAAGUUGAACAUGACGGAGAAAAAUUCAUAAUGUUGAGGUAUGCGGACGGUUCCAAAGGUCCAAGACCAGAGAGUUAUAAAGAAGACAUAGACUGUGCUAAACAUUUCGACACAACUGACAAGAAAGAAGAAUUAUAUGCAGAAUUAAAAGCUGCAGCUGAAUCUGGUUGGGAUUUCUCAUCCAGAUGGUUUAUACUGAAUGGGACUAAUAAAGGUAAUCUAACAAAUCUGAAGACUAGAUCAAUAAUACCAGUAGAUCUGAACGCUAUAAUGUGUUGGAAUGCUGAGAUAAUGGCUGACUUCUAUCAGCGUCUAGGAAAUAUUGACAAAGAGAGAUAUUACAGGAAUACACAUUCUAGAUUAAUGGAAGCUAUUGAAAAGGUAUUAUGGCAUGAGGAUGUAGGAGUUUGGCUGGAUUACAGCCUGGAAUCUAAACGACGGCGGGACUAUUUCUACCCGUCUAAUGUUGCCCCACUUUGGACAGGCAGUUAUGAUAAAGCUCGCACUGAGUACUUCGUUAGACGAGUUAUUAAUUAUCUAGAUAAAGUUAAGGUUGACAUCUACGAGGGUGGUAUCCCCACUACAUUUGAGCAUUCCGGAGAGCAAUGGGACUACCCCAAUGCAUGGCCACCGCUGCAGUACAUAGUGGUGACAGGUCUGGCCAACACCAAGCUGCCGGAGGCCACACGUCUGGCCUAUGAGAUGGCCACCAAGUGGGUCAGGUCUAACUUCGAAGUCUGGAAGCAAAAAACUGCUAUGCUGGAAAAGUACGAUGCGACAAUAUUUGGUGGAUAUGGCGGCGGAGGAGAGUACGUUUUACAGACCGGCUUUGGCUGGACCAAUGGCGUGGUUAUGGCGUUACUCAAUCGAUAUGGAGAGCGGUUGUCAGCAGCGGAGGCGUUCGGGUCUGAUGCUGUUGAUGGUGCGGUGCAUGGCGCGGCUGUCGGUGCCAGCGGGGUGGCCACCGCCGUGCUUGUGGUCAUGGCCUCCGUCGCUGCAGGAGCGUUAGGACUCUUGGUAUACUGGAAGAGGAAGGACUAUAUUACUCUGACUGGAGGGGAGGAUCUCAAGUUGUUGUCAAGAAGACCGUACACCGAACUGAGGAGUAUGAACGGUGCAUCUAACCCAAGGCAACGGUGAAUCAAAAUACACCCCUACCACGGUAACUCGAAUUGUA